CUCUUCAUAACACCAGUCAGUCAGCACAGACUCAAACCUUUCCACAAUGCCUGCCGGAAUCUUCAACUCAACCUACUACGGCAAAGACUACCGCGCUGGAGCGGCCCUUCUCCGUGCCCGUCGUCCGUACCUGUUCAAGAAUGCCUUUACCGGUCUGGCCUUGGUGUCUUUUACCAUUAGUGUUUACGCCUACACCAUCCGCGCCGUCGGACAGGAUGAGUUCUCGGAUGUGAAGAUUCCCGAUGAGCCGGCUAAGAAGCAAUAAUUGAUUUGACUGUUGCAUUUGCGGAAUACUGUUGUCGUUGUUUUAUCAUAUUUCCGGUUUCAGCGUAUGCUGAUCGAGCUGUGUGUGCAUGGAUUGAUUUGAUUUGAUUGUUGAUGGUGUAUUGGGCUUGGAGUUAGGCUUGAGAAUAACUAUGAAUAUACUGUAUAUUGUUCUUUCUGUGUUGGGUUUGUGCUGGGUUUGGGGGUGUGUGCGUGUGUGUGGUGGUGGGUUGGAUGUGUGAGGGGAGGAUGUUGAUGCUAGGGAAGGGGAGAGAUGGAUGUGUGUAGAUGGUGUUGCUGAUCAAGUGGAAAUCUCUGCUCGCGUCUUCUUAUUAUUUUAUCUGUAUAUUAUUCGAAGGAUAUCCGUGUUCAUUGUGUCAUUACUAUUCUGACAAGGUUCAGCUGGUUGCUUAAAGGGUGGAAGUACAGUCUACGCUUCUAACCAAAUGCACAACUUCUAUAAUUCCGCCUAUA
This is a messenger RNA of Aspergillus vadensis CBS 113365, 738 nucleotides long. RefSeq lists its product as uncharacterized. The transcript is spliced from 3 exons. Gene Ontology annotation, biological process: mitochondrial respiratory chain complex IV assembly. Bases 47 to 265 code for a protein of 72 amino acids. NCBI's taxonomy places the organism in Eukaryota, Fungi, Ascomycota, Eurotiomycetes, Eurotiales, Aspergillaceae. The record is from RefSeq and is a predicted model, not a curated record. Gene Ontology annotation, cellular component: mitochondrial inner membrane.